CCCAUCUUUGCUCUUUCCUUCAGCCCCCUGUUUUUUGGGACCACCAUUUUGCUCCUAUCGUUUUGGGCUCCCCUUCCUUUAUUCUCCUUUUUGGGGGGCUCCCUUUUUGCUCCUCCUUCCUUUAGACCUUUUUAGGACCCUGCCUCCUUUAGCAUCCCCCACCUUCAGGGCUUCUCCAUUUUGGGACCCCCUUCCAUUUUGGGACCCCCUUCCAUUUUGGGACCCCCUUCCAUUUUGGGACCCCCUUCCUUUGGUCUCCAGCUUUUCAGGAUCUCCUUGUUUUUUACCCCCAGCUUUUUAGGACCCUUUCCUUACUCCCCCCUGCUUUUUGGGGCUGCAUGAUCUCCCCACACCUGCCGGCAGCGCUGCAAUUCGGGGCCAGGCUCCGCUGCUCAUUGCAAUGCAUGUUGUGUCCCUGCUGACCCGAGUGGCCGUUCCCCCCCCCCUCCCCACGCACCGCGUGCUGGAGCUCCAUGCGAUCCCGAUGGAUGCGAUCGCGAGCGGCCGCCUCAAGAGGAAGUUUGAGGAUGCAGACGUGGGAUCCCCAGCGUCCAACUCGGAUGAUGAGAUCUCCAACAGCGACAGCGCCGACAGCUGCGACAGCGUCAACCCCUCCAGCUCCAGCGGGUUCAUCCCCACCUCCAUCCUGAAGAGGCAGAAGCAGCUGCGCAGGAAGAAUGUGCGCUUCGACCAGGUGACGGUGUAUUACUUUGCCCGGCGCCAGGGCUUCACCAGCGUGCCCAGCCAGGGUGGCAGCUCACUUGGCAUGGCCCCGCGGCACAACUCGGUGCGCAGCUACACGCUGUGCGAGUUUGCACAGGAGCAGGAGGUGAACCACCGUGAGAUCCUGCGUGAGCACCUCAAGGAGGAGAAGCUGCACGCCAAGAAGAUGAAGCUCACCAAAAACGGCACGGUGGAGUCGGAGGAGGCGGAAGGGCUGACGCUGGAGGACAUCUCGGACGACGACAUCGACGUGGAGAACGUGGAGGUGGACGACUACUUCUUCCUGCAGCCCCUGCCCACCAAGCAGCGGCGGGCGCUGCUCCGUGCCUCCGGCGUGCACCGCAUCGACGCCGAGGAGAAGCAGGAGCUGCGCGCCAUCCGCCUGUCGCGGGAGGAGUGCGGCUGUGACUGCCGCCUGUACUGCGACCCCGAGGCCUGCGCCUGCAGCCAGGCGGGCAUCAAGUGCCAGGUGGACCGCAUGUCCUUCCCCUGCGGCUGCUCGCGGGACGGCUGCGGGAACAUGGCCGGCCGCAUCGAGUUCAACCCCAUCCGCGUGCGGACUCACUACCUCCACACCAUCAUGAAGCUGGAGCUGGAGAACAAGCGGCAAAGCGCGCGGCCCGGCGACGAGGAGCUGCAGGGUUCGGGCAGCUCGUGGCCCCCCGGCGCGCAGCCCCCCGAAACGCAGGACUUCCAGGAGUUCAUGGCCGAAAACGAGACGGCCGUCAUGCACCUGCAGACCGCCGAGGAGUUGGAGAGGCUGAAGGCUGAGGAAGACUCCAGCGGCGGCUCCGGCGUGGAGAGCGUCGGCGUCUGCAUCCUGGAGGAGCCGCUGGCCGUGCCGGAGGCGCUGUGCCCGGGGUUGGCGGCUCCCAUCCUCAUCCAAGCGCAGCUGCCGCCGGGAUCCUCCGUGCUUUGCUUCGCCGACGGCGCCGAGCAGCCCGCAGCCGCGCAGCCCUACUUGAACGCCGCUCCGCUGCUGUAUUACCAGGUGGAGCCGCGCUCCGUGCUGAGCCCCAAGGGCGAGAACGGCGCUGAGGAGCGACCGAAGGACACCGCGACCGCCCCCACGGUGCCCUGCGGCCGAGCUGCCCCCGCCCCGAGCAAAGGGGAGGGGGCGAAGGGCGCGGGGAUGGAGGGCGCGCAGAGCUGCGCUGCUCCGCUCGGCCCUGAGGAGCCCCCCCAGGGGGUGUGAGCCCCCCCAGCCCUUAUUUAUUGAGGAUAUUCCGCGGCGCAGCGCUGCCCCGAGGCAUUGAGUGGGGAGGGGGGGAAGGGAGAGGAGCGGGGGCAGUUUGUACAGAUGGUGGCACACGGAGCGCCAAGGGGACAGACGGACAGACACACGGACACGGAGCCCACGGGCUGCAGUCCUGCUUGGGGCACCGAGAGACGGACAGACACACGGACAGCGUGGGCCGUGUCCCCGCAGAGCCGCUUGGGGCACCCUGUGCUCAUCAGUGCCCGCUUCUCCCCGCUGCCCAGCCGGGGCCCCUCCUCCUUUUUGCCUCGGACGCAGAAGAAGACUUCGGGUUGGUGGUUUUUUGGUUUUGUUUUUUUUUUAAUUAUUCUUUUUUAACGUGCUGAAUGUUUACGGGGCCGCACCGCAGCCCAGCGCCCCUCCCCACCAGGGAUCCCCACAGCCGCUCGUUGCACAGAGAGGGGUGAGAACAGACACGGACGCUCUUGGCCCCACUCCCACCCCCUUCGGUCGCCGCUUUUACCCCCUAGGACACACAUCUGUCCGUCCGUCCGUCCAUCCCAGGACUGCUGCCCUGCCCUGCGGUCCCAGCGCUGGAGUUUCGGGCUCUGCCAUCCUCCCCCUCCCCCCCAAAGCUGAGACCCCCACAGACGGGACUGGGACCAACUCGGCACAGCAGCGCUUUCACCCUCGGCUUCGUUUUGCUUCCACGCUCCGUUGCUGAAGGGCUCCGACCCACCGAGGGGCUGCGCUGGGGCAGCGGCCGCCCGGUGCCACCCAGCACCGCUUUGUCCCCACGCUUUGGUCCCCGUCAGAGCUCUAAACGUUCCCCCUUCCCCCCCCCUCUGCUCUGUGCCCCCCCGGGCGCAGUGGGUGCUCCGCCUGUCCCACGCACACCGCCGGCGGUUUUCAUUUCUAUUCCACUGUGAAUCCAAAGCUGUGUUGGGUCCUCCCUAUUAUUAUUAUUAUUAUUAUUGGUUUUUUUUUUAACGGUUUUGUUUUGUUUGUUUCUUUGUUUGUUUGUUUGUUUUUUCCCCUCAUGGUGAGAAUGCUGUAUUUAAAAAGAGAAUAUUUAAAGAGUAACAAAUAAAAGGAAGGCUCCGAGCCGCAGCGGCGAUGGGAGGCGCAGCCGGGGAGGGGAUGGGGUCACCGCCCUCAGCCACAAACACGUGGGGCCGUGCUGGAAGCCUUUAAUGAAACACAGCAGAAUGGGGUGGGGUGGGAGAUGGGGGUGGGGAUGGGAUGGGGUUGGAGACGGGUUGGG
Molecule: messenger RNA, 3185 nt
Organism: Phasianus colchicus (ring-necked pheasant)
Lineage: Eukaryota; Metazoa; Chordata; Aves; Galliformes; Phasianidae
Gene: CSRNP2
Product: cysteine and serine rich nuclear protein 2
Biological process (GO): regulation of transcription by RNA polymerase II
Cellular component (GO): nucleus
Molecular function (GO): sequence-specific DNA binding; DNA-binding transcription factor activity, RNA polymerase II-specific
Source: RefSeq, a predicted model, not a curated record